CCAGAUCCCAAAUUUGAAAUCGCCCAACGUCUCCAGACUCCUCCUCUCCGCUCCCCAUUUCAAAACCCCCAAUCUCGUCCUCUCCCCACCCCCACCCACCGCCGCCGGCCCGCCGCGCCGCCGCUCUGCCCAGAUCCCGCCCGCCGCAAGCCCAUCCCUGCCUCCGUCGCAGCCGCAGCGGUACCCGCAGCCGCAGCCGCGAUGCUGUCGGACGGCGGCGACGACGACAGCUCCGCCCCCGCGCGGUUCGAGCUGCAGGAGGACCCCUCCUUCUGGAAGGACAACAACGUGCAGGUCGUGAUUCGUGUCCGGCCGCUCAGCAGCAGCGAGAUAUCGGUGCAGGGGGACAAGAGGUGCGUCAGGCAGGACAGCGGCCAGAGCAUCACCUGGACCUGCCACCCGGAGUCCCGGUUCACCUUUGAUCUAGUCGCCGAUGAGCACAUCACGCAGGAGAGUCUUUUCAAGGUUGCUGGGGUGCCCAUGGUGGAGAACUGCAUGGCUGGCUAUAACAGCUGCAUGUUUGCCUAUGGGCAGACCGGUAGUGGCAAGACCCACACGAUGCUUGGGGACAUAGAAAAUGGCACACGGGGAAACAAUGAGAACUGUGGUAUGACGCCUCGAGUGUUUGAGCAUCUCUUCCUAAGAAUCCAGAAGGAAAAGGAAAUACGAAGAGAUGAAAAGCUCAGUUUUACUUGCAAGUGCUCAUUCCUGGAGAUAUAUAAUGAGCAGAUUCUGGAUUUGCUCAAUCCAAAUGCAACAAACUUACAGUUAAGGGAGGAUGCGAAAAGGGGUAUGCAUGUUGAGAAUCUGACUGAACAUGAGGUUUCUAAUGCCCGAGAAGCACUGCAACAACUUAUCGAGGGGGCAGCAAACAGAAAGGUGGCAUCUACCAAUAUGAACCGAGCAAGUAGCCGUUCUCAUAGUGUAUUCACUUGUCUUAUAGAGAGCAAGUGGGAAUCUCAAGGUAUCAAGCAUCAUCGAUUUUCUCAUCUUAACCUUGUUGACCUUGCUGGCUCAGAGAGGCAAAAGAGUUCAGGUGCAGAAGGGGAACGCUUGAAGGAAGCUUCGAACAUCAACAAGUCACUCUCAACCUUAGGACAUGUUAUUACCAGCCUUAUUGCUGUGUCAAACAAAAAGUCACAGCAUGUUCCCUACCGAGAUUCAAAAUUGACAUUUCUGCUGCAGGACUCACUUGGAGGUAACUCCAAGACCACUAUAAUUGCAAAUAUAAGCCCAUCUAGCUGCUGUGCAGCUGAGACAUUGAGCACAUUAAAAUUCGCGCAACGGGCUAAGCACAUACGGAAUAAUGCUAUUAUAAAUGAGGAUGCCUCUGGUGAUGUGCUGAGCAUGCGUUUAGAGAUCCAACAUCUCAAGAAAGAGCUUAGUCGCCUGCAAGGACAAUCUGGAUUUACUAACAAUGGAUUUGUCUGCGAGUCCCCUAGCGCAUUCAAAUGGGAUCAAGCUAAUGGCACAUUCAGUCCACUUAUGUUUGAUAAGAGAGCUACACAGAGGAGAGAUUAUGAUAUUACACUUGCCGCUGCAUUUAGGAGGGAGCAGGAAAAAGAAGCAAAGCUAAAGGCAGCAAUUGCUGCAAAGCAGAUUGCCGAAGAGCUGGUGACUCAAAGAUCAGAAGAGGUGAGAAGUUUCAGGAUGAGGCUUCGCUUUCGUGAAGAUCGAAUCAAGAGAUUGGAGCAAGUUGCAUCGGGGAAGUUAUCCGCUGAAGCACAUCUCUUGCAAGAAAAGGAAGACCUCAUGAAGGAAAUUGAAGCUCUACGGAACCAACUAGAACGAAAUCCAGAAAUUACAAGAUUUGCUAUGGAAAAUCUACAACUGAAGGAGGAGAUUCGAAGGUUGCAGUCAUUUGUUGAUGAAGGAGAAUUGGAAAGAAUGCAUCAGCAGAUAAAUGUUUUAGAACAUCAGCUCCUAGAAGCACUUGACUGGAAACUUAUGAAUGAGAAGGAUCCUGUUAACAAGGACCUCUCACUAUUUGGGGAGGAAGCUGGUGAUGAGAAAAACGAGUUUCUUCUUGUGCAGGCUAUCCAAAAUGAGAGAGAAAUCGAGUCACUACGUAAAAAUUUGAGCGUCUGUCUUCAAGCAAAAGAGAAACUCGAGAGGCGUGUUGAUGAUUUGACUGUGGAGUUGGAGGUAGCGAAGAAAUGCGACCAUGAGAACAAAGAAUUUAAGGCUGCACAGCACCAGGAACAGUCCGUCUUGCUUGAUGCUCAGACAGAACUUAAGACAUUGGUAGAUGCAAUAGCAACUGCAAGUCAAAGAGAAGCAGAAGCUCAUGAAACUGCAAUUGGGUUGGCCAAAGAGAAUGAGAAAUUGAGAACAGAGCUUACGACCCUGAUCGAGGAUAACAAGAGACUGGUUGAUCUCUAUGAACAGGCUAUUGUCAACAUUGAGGUGAAACAACAUGGAAAUUAUCCUUCCAUUCCUCAAACUGAAGAUUCGAAUGAGCAGCAGAGCAGCCAUCCUUCUAAUGGAGGGAAUAGCCUGCUGGAUGACCAACCAGAGGGUGCAUAUGGUUCACGUAGUGAUGCUGUAGAAGAGCCUAUGAUAGUGGAUGAAAACUGCAGCCACAAGGAUGACCCUUCGAGAUCUGAAUUUUCAGAACUGCAGCUUCAACUGGAAGAGAUGCAUGAAGAAAAUGAUAAACUUAUGAGUUUGUAUGAGAAAGCAAUGCAAGAAAGGGAUGAAUUUAAAAGGAAAUUUUCUGAGCAAAGCAAUCAUGAAACCACAGAAGACGUUCAGUUCAGAGAUGCUGAAAUGGAUGAAGCAAUGGAUACCAUGCAAAGCAAUCCUGAAACUACAGAAGACAUUCAGUUCAGAGAUGCUGAAAUGGAUAGUAUGCUAAGCAAUCUUGAAAGUUCAGAAGACAUUCAGUUCAGAGAUGCUGAAACCGAUGCUGAGGGUUUCCAAGGAGAGCAUGUACAUGACUCUCCAAUUGUAGCUUUCAAAGAAGCGAUGCAGCUUGUCCGUGUCAAGCUGGAGCAUGUCCAAGACAAGCUUGUGACUGCCCAGGAUGCAGUGCAAUAUUUCAAGCUACUUGAAAUGGCUAGCACCAAGGCAGAAGAACUUUCAUCAAGCAUUCAGCUCUGCUGUCUAGAUGUCCAGAAAGAGCAGGAAGACAUCAACGCCCUCAAGUCCGCACUGUCAAUAUCACACGAGAGAGAAAACGCUUUGGAAGGCAAGUUUUUCUCGCCUGUGGCAUCAUGCCAGGACUUGCAUUUGAAAACCGAAGCCCUUGCCGGGUCCAAGUUUGGCGUCAAUGUUCAAUCAAUGAAUAAAAAGAUGGAGCAGUUGAGUAGGUUGAGAACUCGCAAAACCGAGAUUUCCGCUGCACGUGCAGAGGCACGCAGGUCUGAAACCGAGCUGAGAAACAAAAUCGAUGGCCUUAAACAGAAAUACCGUUCCUUCGAGGCCCAAAGGAAGGAGACAGAAAGGGUUCUCUUCGCCAUCGACAACCUGGAGUGCCCCGCGACUCCGUUGCAGAAGCCCAUGAAUUUCGGCAAGGCGUCGGAGCUGCUGAAGUCCGAGGAGGAGAGGACAAAGCUCUUGUCUGAACUGAAGAAGUUCCGCGAGCAGCUUAGCGUGGUGCAGAAGGAGAUCAAGAGCAUGAGGAACUGCGACGACAUCGACGGUGAGAUGUCGCGCCUUGAAUCGGAGAUGGAGGGCUGCUUCCUCUCCCUGCUGGAAGCCGAGACCGAGAAGUUUGUGCGGGAUCACACCUUGGCCGAAGUCUGGGAGGUUCAGCAGAAGGACUUGCCGAGCCUACUGGUCGACUACCAGGACAGCGUUUUCCAUGUGAAGCUGGAGGAGGAGCAGAUCAGGGUGUGCGAGGCGUCGUUGCAGCACCAGACGACGUCCCUGGACGAGAUGAACUCGAAGCUGAGCCAGGCGAUGCGGGACCUCGGCGAGCUUCUGGUUGCCAGAGGUUUGGACGCCUCCACGCCGCACGUCUCCGACAAGGUGAAGGGGGACCUCGACGCCAUCGAGGCCCAUGUCGCCGAGGCCAGGCAGCUCUUGCUCGUCGACAACCAAUAAGAUUUGCUGCGAACCAAAGCAAACCGGUUCUCGCCAUUGACAGACAGGCUGGUCUGUCUCCGCCUUCAUUUUGUACAAAUUCUUUGUAACGGAACGUUGGUUCUCUCGGGUGCUGUUAUCUGUGAUUCGAUUCUGUAGUUUGGAUGGAUGGGUGGAUGUAGGUCCUGAAGUGGACUGUAAUAACUGUUCUGCGCGGCCUCUUGUUCUGUUCUCUGGUGGUCUGGCAUCGAAGCUUCUUCCAGAAGGCCGUUGCUAAGCUAUGCAACUAUAGAUUCACCUCCUUCUGGUAUGCACUUGGCCGUGCAAGACAGCAAUGAUUGGACAAUGUCGAUUUCAAGAGGGCUUGACUAUUUUGUUGUUUAUCA
This is a messenger RNA of Triticum aestivum (bread wheat), 4412 nucleotides long. RefSeq names its product kinesin-like protein KIN-12G. Bases 202 to 4047 code for a protein of 1281 amino acids. Gene Ontology annotation, molecular function: microtubule motor activity; ATP binding; microtubule binding. NCBI's taxonomy places the organism in Eukaryota, Viridiplantae, Streptophyta, Magnoliopsida, Poales, Poaceae. The record is from RefSeq and is a predicted model, not a curated record. Gene Ontology annotation, biological process: microtubule-based movement. The transcript is spliced from 21 exons.